This is a messenger RNA of Dissoconium aciculare CBS 342.82, 808 nucleotides long. RefSeq names its product carbonic anhydrase. Gene Ontology annotation, biological process: cellular response to carbon dioxide; cellular response to oxidative stress; carbon utilization. NCBI's taxonomy places the organism in Eukaryota, Fungi, Ascomycota, Dothideomycetes, Mycosphaerellales, Dissoconiaceae. The record is from RefSeq and is a predicted model, not a curated record. Gene Ontology annotation, cellular component: cytoplasm. Gene Ontology annotation, molecular function: zinc ion binding; carbonate dehydratase activity. The transcript has 2 exons. Bases 1 to 669 code for a protein of 222 amino acids.
AUGUCGUCGAAUAACGAAUACGAUCCCUUCGACGCUUACGAAGCUGCCAUCGACGGCAACAAGAGAUGGGCCGCUCACGUCGACCGAUGCGACCCGACAUUCUUUCAUAGAACCGCGCAGGAUCAGCACCCAUCAAUCCUAUGGAUCGGAUGUUCUGACUCUCGCGUGCCCGAGACUACGAUCCUCGGACUAAAGCCUGGCAACGUCUUCACUCACCGUAACAUCGCAAACAUUAUCAAUUCGACCGACAUCGACAUGCUCUCGGUUGUCGAAUAUGCCGUUCACAAACUCAAGGUCAAGCACAUUGUUCUCUGCGGCCACACAUCUUGCGGCGGCAUCAUUGCUGCGCUGAAAGAUGGCAGAACAGGUCUCGGUAGCUUGGAUAUCUGGCUGCAACCUGUGCGUGCCCUGCGGAAAACGUUCGCAGAUGAUUUGGCUGCGCUGCCGGAUGGCAAGCGGACCACGUUCUUGAUCAAGAAGAAUGUUCAGGCUGGACUUGAAGCGAUUAAGCGAAUACCUGAAGUCGAGAGUGCGAUCAAUGAGCGUGGUCUUGAAGUUCACGGUGUACUCUAUGAUUUGAACACUGGUCUCGUGGAAGAGCUCUUUCAGGACGGACCCGAGCUUAAUUUGGAACAGCCCAAUGGCUGGCACGAUAAACCGGUGGUGUAGAGUGUGGCUUGUUCAUCAUAAUCGUAUGGAGUGUUUUGUUCUUCUCAUACUCCACAGAUACCUUGGGUCAUACAGCUUCUUACUACCGAACAGAUACUCGUGACCUCGAUGACUAAAAGGAUACUCUUUUACUUCCGAG